GGCCGCGGGGACCGGCCCGGCCUUGGGGGCCCCCGGGAGCGGGAUCCGGGGCCUGUCAGCAGCGCGACGCGCGUCCCGCCGGCCCUGACCCGGCCUUGGGGGGUCCCAGCGCCCCCCGUGCGGCGGCUCUUUGGGGGUUCGCGGUGCUUCGGGAUUCGUGCUCCACGGGACCGGCGUUGUGGUUCCCCCCGCGCUGGGGGUGUCCCCGCGCUGUCACCCUGGGACGGGGCCGGUACAUCGCCCGCGGACACCCCGGCACCCCCGGGACCCGGUGUGGCGGCCGCCCCGUGUUCCCGGGAGGGGUCGGAGGUGCCGGGACGGGGUGGGGAGGACACCAGCUCCAAGUCCCCGGGUUGGAGCCGGAGCCCCGCGGGACAGACUCAGCCCUGGCCCCGGGGAGGGCGCCAGCCCUGGGGGUGCUGAUCGGGUGGCGUUUCUCAGGAGGAGCCGCUUAUUUACCCCCCGUCAGGGCAGCCCGGGCACCGUCCGUGUCCCACGCCCCCCCGUGACCCUGGUUCCCCCGUGUCGCAAGAUAAACUCGUCCACACCCCGCGUGGGGUUUAUCGGCAACGAGGAAGAUGGUGAAGGAGACGGGAUACUACGACCUGCUGGGCGUGCGACCGGGAGCCAGCCUGGAUGAGAUCAAGCGGGCGUACCGGCGCCUGGCGCUGCGCUACCACCCCGACAAGAACCCCAGCGAGGGCGAGCGGUUCAAGCAGAUCUCCCAGGCCUACGAGGUGCUGUCGGACGCCCACAAACGGGCGCUCUACGACCGCGGCGGGGAGCGCGCCAUGAAGGAGGGCGGCCUGGGGAGCCGAGGGGGGAGCAGCGGGUUCGGCUCCCCCAUGGACAUCUUCGACCUCUUCUUCGGCGGGGGAGUGCGGAUGCGCAGCAGGGCAGACAGGCGAGGGAAGACGGUGGUUCACCAGCUCUCGGUGUCGCUGGAGGAUCUCUACAACGGCACCACGCGCAAGCUGUCCCUGCAGAAGAACAUCAUCUGCAGGAAAUGCGGAGGCAGCGGGGUGCGGGAGGGCGCCCAGAGGAGGUGCCCCAAGUGCCACGGCUCGGGAAUGGAGCUUCGCAUCCACCAGUUGGGGCCCAGUAUGAUCCAGCAGAUCCAGACGAUGUGUUCCCAGUGCCAGGGCCAGGGCGAGUGGAUCCGGCCGCGCGACUGCUGCCUCACCUGCAACGGCCGCAAAGUCGUGCGGGAAAAGAAGAUUCUCAACGUUCACCUGGAUAAAGGCAUGAAGGACGGGCAGAAGAUCACCUUCCAUGAGGAAGGGGACCAGGUUCCCGGCCUGGAGCCUGGGGACAUCAUCAUCGUCCUGGAUCAGAAGGAGCACCCCGUGUUCCGUCGCAGCGGCGACGAUCUCAUCGUCAAGAGGGAGAUCAGCCUGGCCGACGCGCUCUGCGGCUGCCGCCAGGUCAUCCGCACCCUGGACAACAGGACGCUGCUCAUCUCCUCCCCGCCAGGUGACGUUAUCCGACCCGGGGACUUCAAGUGUGUCCCCAACGAGGGGAUGCCCGUCUACAGGAGUCCCUUCCAGAAGGGAAAGCUCAUCCUGCAGUUCCAGGUGAAGUUCCCCGAGCCCGGCUGGCUCCCCGCCGAGCGCCUGCGCCAGCUCCAGGCCUUCUUCCCGGCCCAGGAGGAGGUGAUGGCCACCGAGGACACCGAGGAGGUCGAGCUCAGCGACUACACGGCGCACGGCGGGCCGGGCCGGCGGCCGUACGGCGAAGCGUACCACGAGGACGACUUCGAGGACGGCUCGCGCCAACACGUCCAGUGCCAGACCUCGUAGCCGGGGACACCGCAGCCCCCCAGCAGCCGGGCUGGUCCCACGGGGCCGCGGGGCUGGGGGGGGGCACAGGGACCUGUCACGUUCAGGGAUGUACAUAGGUCGCCUUUCCGACAGCACUUAACCUCCCUCGCCUCCCCCCCCGGGGAGCUGGUGUGGGGUUGUCCCGCUUUGGGGACCCCCCCGCCUGCCUGGGCAGGGAUGGGGCUGGGGAGUCAGGUCACCGGCUCUGAGGAGCCGCUGCUGCCGGGGGGCUCAGCCGGAUCCGGCCCCCCCAAGCCAAGACCGAUAGGGAGGGGGGGGCCUCUCUGCCUGCCUCAGUUUCCCCACGCGGUGGGGCAAAGCCCCCGCAGGAACUGAUUUGGGGGGGGACAAGAACUGCCCAGCUCAACUGCCGCCCCCCUGCGGGGGUCCCUGUCCCCCCCCCACGGUGCCGUCCAGCCCCACCCCAUAGGGAGCCACUGCCUGGGCCCCCCCCGGUCCUUUGCUUUGCCCGUUUCUUUCCUUGCUGGGGAGCGGAGGGGGUUUCUCUUUUCUCUUUGCACAGAACAGAAGGGGCUUGGGGGGGGACCCAUCUUUGGCGGGGGGGGGGGGGGGGCCCAUCCUUUUAAUUUAUUUUUGGAAGAAUUUUAAAACUUUUCUUUUUGGGACACUUUGUACACGGCAUUAAAAGCGAAUCCCAAGGCC
Columba livia (rock pigeon) is the source of this 2483-nucleotide messenger RNA. Its product is annotated as dnaJ homolog subfamily A member 1. Gene Ontology annotation, molecular function: ATP binding; Hsp70 protein binding. The record is from RefSeq and is a predicted model, not a curated record. Lineage: Eukaryota; Metazoa; Chordata; Aves; Columbiformes; Columbidae. Gene Ontology annotation, biological process: response to heat; protein refolding. Bases 579 to 1799 code for a protein of 406 amino acids. Gene Ontology annotation, cellular component: cytosol; cytoplasm. The transcript has 8 exons.